UGCAAACCAGGUUGCAAACCGUACAUGUACAUGGACAGUACGUAUGUGGUAGGCCCACGGUGCAUGCACAAGCGUGAAAUGUUUGAGGACCCUGGAUCAAUGUACCGUUGCACACUGUCCAUCUGUUCCUUGUUCUAUGGUGUACUAAGCUGAUCUAGUUUGUGCGGUCAUUAAUCGGUACUGAAUUGAACGAAACUCUUGUCAACAUGUCAGACCAGGACAACUGGUACGAAUACAUUGUGGUCGGUUGCGGGGGUAUAGGUAGUGGUGCCGUGUACUGGCUAGCCAAGCGGGCUGGUCCAAGUGUACUGGGUCUGGAGCAAUUUCAGUUGGGACACGACAAUGGGGGCUCACAGGACCAUUCACGAAUCAUCCGACUGUCGUAUAGCGAUCCCUUGUACACCAAGCUUGCCAAAGGGGCAUAUGAGUGCUGGGAGGAGGUUGAGAAGGACUCGGGUCUGCAGUUGGUUUACAAGACCGGAGGAGUCAACUUCAGCCGACGAGGAGGCCUUGGGGAGAAGAUAGUCGAGCGUUAUGCGGAGUCCAUGCAAGAAAAUGGGAUUGAGUUCGAGGAGCUGAAUGGUUUACAGCUCCACGAGCGAUUCCCGCAGUUCAGCGCCAGCGACAACUACCGAGCGGUGUAUCAGAAGGACGCCGGCCUUGUGGCCGCGGCGGUCGCCAAUGCCGUUCACAUACAGCUGGCCAGGAAACACGGAGCUACGAUCCUUGAUGAGACGAAAGUGGAACGGGUUGAAAAAACGAAAGAGGGCUCAUACAAGGUGUUCACUAACCGAGGCACGUUCCAGUGCAGGCGUGUGGUCAUCGCGGCCGGUGCUUGGGUUAACGACGUGCUUUCAUCGGUGGGGGUACAGCUGCCGCUCACGGUGACCCAAGAGCAAGUCGUCUACUUCGCUACAUCAAACCUUAGCGAGUUUACUAAGAGCAAGUUCCCCAUCUGGAUCUAUCACGGCACAGGUUCUGACCUCUACGGCAUGCCAAUCCAUGGCAACUCCGGCGUGAAGAUUGGCCUGGACGCCGGUGGUAAAACAGUGACGCCAACGACCCGGACCUUCAUCCCGAACCAGACGAGUGUCAAGGAUUGCAUCGACUUCUCCCGGGAGCACAUACCAAGGUCGGUGGGUCCUAUUCUCCACGUGAAAACCUGUCUUUACACUAUGACACCGGAUCGCCACUUUGUAAUCGACACCUGCCACCGAACCGAUCACGCGGACGUCGUGUUAUGCUGUGGAGCUGGACACGCCUACAAAUUUGCCAGCGUGCUUGGUCGGGUUCUGAGCGAGCUGGCCAUAGACGGGCGCACCAAGUACGAUAUCGCAGCCUUCAAUCUUGGCCGGGCGGCUCUGACCGACCCCAGCUUCAAGCCGAUUUUCCAGCUAGGAAUCACCAAACUCUCACAAUCCAACUUGUAAACCCAAACUGUUUUCAUUCUCUUCCCUUAGCUUGGAGACACAAGGAUGGAACCCAUACAUCCAUACUUGUGAGAUCUUGAGAACACCCUGUUGAGUUUCGAAGAAUUGAUGUUAAACAUUUUUUGUAGCUUUCAUACGUCAAUAGAAUGUAAAACCUAAUUUGGACUAUGUGUAUAUCUUAAACUAAAAUUGCAUACCCGCAUGUAAUUCAGAGAGGAUUUUAAGAAAGGAUUUACACAUUUUUAGGUAUUUUAUUAGUCUCACUAUCUUGGCCCUGGAGAUAAAUUGUAUUCGUGUCACAAUCGAAAAAAAACAAAAUGAAGCAGCAACAACAGUGUUUUUUAAAGAAGAGGGAGCACAAUUUAAAAAAAUUAAUUGCUUACAACUUACAAUGAACAAAGAGACAUUAAAUCGUAGCUGUAGUCUUUGACAUCUUCAGACCGAUGAAUCAUUAGCGAUUUUAGUCUUUGGAGGGCUUAAUUUGUAAGGCAUUGAAAAUAUGCAACCUGAGGCAAGCCUGGAGUGUAACCACAAAGGGGCUUAGCUUGUGUUUGUCCAUAUCAUGAAUUGCGUUCAGGCGUAGGAAAGACAUAAACUUGGCAAGAAAUUUGAACACACUGAGAGAAUGAAAAGCAAACAACACAACCAAACAAUCUCAGAGCUUUCUGAAAAUUAAAACUCUUGACCGUUUGGUUCAAGUCACAAAUGCCAGCUUUUAUUCUGCCCAUUCCACCAUUUCUUGGAUGUAGAGAGGUAAAAUAGAUUGCUAAAAGAUAACUUGGAAUACAAAAACCAUUUCUGAUAUUUCAAAAAAGUAAUCCAAUCUUAAAUUACAUUGUUGUAUAACUAUUGAUGAUACGCUAUGCAGUAUUUCCAUCGGUAUCAUAAGCAGUACUUCAAGGAUAUUACAUCAUUACUUUCAAUCAAGGGCACAUAUUUUAUAUACAGAUAUUAGAAUUUGUUGGCUCUCGAUACUAAUGGGCCUAAAUAAUCCGGCAAGCCUUCUGAACUUCAAGAACUUUUUAUUUUGUAUCUUGUAAUAGGGCUUAUGUCUGAAUGUCCUUUCUUUGAGGACGAAUAAGCCUUCAAGUAGGAAAAUAAUAAUAUUAAUUGGGCUGAAUCUUGAGUUCCAGAGCAGACGUUUCAAGAGAAAGGGUAUAUGGAGAAUCAACGCUUAAUAUACAUGUAUUGAAGUAUGAUCCCUUAUUUCUAAAGAUCACUCGCUAGACAAAAAAUUGUCACUUGAAAUAAACGAAUUAAUGGUUCAUUAGCAGCCAGUUCCAUCGCCACAACGGAUGAGUUCUGGAAGAAAAAUCUUAUGAAUGAAAAUCCAACCGAACUAAACAAACAAGAAGAAGGUGCGGUGGGAGAGAAAUGGAAGGGGGAAAUGUAAAUAACAUGAGAUACGACGUCACCCAAAUCAAAAUAUACCUGUGAAUCAAACCAACAGCGCAAAUUAAAUGUAUAUCUGUGCCCUUUUGUUUAAUUUAAGGAUGUACGUUACCAAAUAAAUGAAACUACAUGUAUAUGA
Acanthaster planci (crown-of-thorns starfish) is the source of this 2961-nucleotide messenger RNA. RefSeq lists its product as uncharacterized. The record is from RefSeq and is a predicted model, not a curated record. Lineage: Eukaryota; Metazoa; Echinodermata; Asteroidea; Valvatida; Acanthasteridae. Gene Ontology annotation, molecular function: flavin adenine dinucleotide binding; sarcosine oxidase activity.